Drosophila ananassae is the source of this 7311-nucleotide messenger RNA. RefSeq names its product poly(rC)-binding protein 3 (gene mub). Gene Ontology annotation, biological process: regulation of RNA metabolic process; regulation of gene expression. NCBI's taxonomy places the organism in Eukaryota, Metazoa, Arthropoda, Insecta, Diptera, Drosophilidae. Gene Ontology annotation, cellular component: nucleus; cytoplasm. The transcript is spliced from 10 exons. Gene Ontology annotation, molecular function: mRNA binding. The record is from RefSeq and is a predicted model, not a curated record. The coding region runs from base 1068 to 2369 and encodes 433 amino acids.
GUUUAUCGCGCUCUGCGCUACCUCCUCUCAUUUAUUAAAAAUUAAUGGUGGUGUACGGUUCUACGUUCAGCAGCUAGCGCGUCUCGCAGUUUCUCGCCAGAGUGAAUUUCAAUUUUCAAUUCCAGAAAAUACAUCUCAGAAGGGAGGCCAAGCGAAUUUCGGAAAUAACGACGGUGUGUUGAGUAAACUAAAUCAAAGUGACAAAUAACCGGGGUUUCAUAACAACAACAACAACAGCAACAACAAUAAUAAUAAUUACAAAAAAAAAAGAAAAGAAAACAACAAAUAGCAGAUACAACAACAAGAAGCAAUAACCACAUCCACAAAAGCGACAGCCACUAAAAGUUAUAUCCGAGAAUAAAGGCAAUUGGCAAUUGGCGAAUUGCAAAUGCAAAUUUAAAGUGUGCGAACGAGUCGAUAAAGAGAGAAAGAAGGAAGCAGUGUGCUAAGGCAAAAGCAAGGAACAGAUUCACUCACAGAAAAAAACCAAAACCAAAACCCAAUUGUUAAAAAACGUGUAAUAACAAUCCGGCAGCGGUGAAUCAAUCCGAUUCUGGUUCCAAUUUCGAUCUACGACCGCAGAGCAGAACAGCAGAAAACGCCGAGCACCAGAAAGUAAUACAUCCAAUCAUCCGUAAAUGCAUCAGCUAAGCAACAGUAUUUUUGCUCAACAAUUGGACAGAAAACACAAGGAAUAAUACAGUAGAAGCCGUGAUUAUUGGUUGCAUUUUUGGAGGGAGAACACAGCGAGCUUAAGCCAACAACGUAGUGCGAACAGUGCAACAGAAAACCACCUAAUUUUGAUCUAGAGAACUAUAAACCACAAGCAGAGUAGCCAAAACCCCCACAUAUGUAGUGCAAGUGUCGAUCAUCUAUGAUUGAUACCUAAAUAUAGAGAGAUAGAGAGUUAUAUUUACAAACAAACACCACCUAGACGACAGGUGACCCCCCAAAAAGACAAGCCAGAAACAGGAACAGACACUGCUGAGGCACUGACCGCGCUACACGGUCACAUCCAGAUACAUCUUCAUCUGCACGGAGCCACUAAAGCCAGCAAAAUAGAUACCAUGGAGGACAAUAACACGAGCAGCAGUGCGGGCGGUGCGUCCAUCAAACAGGAGGAUCCAUCUGUGACACUCACAAUAAGGCUGAUUAUGCAAGGGAAGGAAGUUGGUAGUAUUAUUGGUAAAAAGGGUGAAAUUGUCAACAGAUUUCGUGAAGAGUCUGGUGCCAAAAUCAACAUUUCGGAUGGAUCGUGCCCGGAACGUAUUGUGACUGUGUCUGGUACAACUAAUGCAAUCUUUUCGGCAUUUACGCUCAUUACAAAGAAGUUCGAAGAGUGGUGCUCGCAGUUCAAUGACGUAGGCAAAGUUGGCAAAACUCAAAUUCCCAUUCGAUUGAUCGUGCCCGCCAGUCAAUGUGGAUCGUUAAUUGGCAAGAGUGGCUCUAAAAUCAAGGAAAUUCGCCAGACCACAGGCUGCUCCAUUCAGGUGGCCAGUGAAAUGCUGCCAAACUCGACGGAGCGAGCGGUUACCUUGAGCGGCAGUGCUGAGCAGAUCACCCAGUGCAUCUAUCAGAUAUGCCUCGUCAUGUUGGAGUCUCCGCCGCGCGGUGCUACCAUCCCAUAUCGACCAAAACCGCAGGUGACUGGUCCUGUCAUCCUGGCCAACGGACAGGCCUUCACCAUCCAAGGAAACUACGCAGUGCCCACACAAGAGACCUGUCCAGUAUUUCCACUCGCCCUGGCCACCGGCGGGCUACAUGCUGGUAUCUCAGGUCUGACGGAUCCUUUGUUAAAGGGGGCACAUUUACCAGGAGCGGUACCAGCACACCACCAUCACCUACAGCAAAUGCCCGAUGUGGCCAAGAACCCGCUGGCCAGCUUGGCUGCCUUGGGCCUGGCCGGGAUGAAUCCGGCCAGCACUGGGGGCAUCAACCACACAGGUGAGUUGAGCGCUUCUGCGGCCAGAUGCCAGACAGAUUUCCAAUCUAAUCUAGGCUCUGCCCCAGCAGCCCUGGCUGCACUGGCCGGGUCGCAACUCCGUACAGCGAAUCCCGCGAACCGAGCCCAGCAGCAGCAGCACGAGAUGACCGUAUCCAACGACCUGAUCGGCUGCAUCAUCGGCAAGGGCGGCACCAAGAUCGCCGAGAUCCGUCAGAUCUCCGGCGCCAUGAUCCGGAUCUCGAACUGCGAGGAGCGCGAGGGCGGCAACACCGACCGCACCAUCACCAUCAGCGGCAACCCGGACUCGGUGGCCUUGGCCCAAUACUUAAUCAACAUGAGAAUAUCCAUGGAGACUGCUGGUCUGCCCAUACCCGGAUACCACUACAUUGCGCCCAGUACAAUUGUUAAAACGCCCAUUCACUAAAUGCAACAAUCAAUCGCCAGCAAGAUAUCCAACAGCAACUGAGGAUCGAUUAGGAGGAGGAGGACUGCGACAGCGACUGCGACUGCAACUGGACUGGAGGACACAAGUUUCGGAGGAUGUCGAAUGCUAAAUAAUAAGCAAUUCAUCAAAAAACACAGAACAUUGACAUUGGGGGAGGAGAUCCAGAGGGAUCGAAUAUCGUCGGAAAUCAAACAUCAAACAAACAACACUUGUCUACACUCACCCACACGAGACACACGAGGAGAAAAUCAUAUAUACACGUUAUAUUUAUUCAUUGAUUCUUAUUAAUUAUGAUAUUUUUCAUUAAGUUUUAAACGCAAGGGCAAACAAAUACAAGAACUUAUGUGUUGAACCGUUUUCGCGGGGCCCGACGGAGUGCGUGGGGCUACCCCAAAGUAAGAACAGAACAGCAAUUAAUUUUAAGAUUAGUCAAAAUGAAGACAAAAUAAAAACAUAAAAUCUAUUAACCACAUAACAAGCGAAAAUAAGAAAGGCAAAAAUUCAAAACGCAGUAAUUCUAAGCAAACUAUUUAUGCAUGAGCAUGACCAAAAAAACAAAACAAAACAAAAAAAAAAUGAUGAAAACAGGAGUACAGGAGUAAGCGCUUUCGAUAGCGGAAGGUUUAAGCUUAAAGGAUCGAAUAUAAAAAGAGACAUUGAAACAGACUAACGAACAAACAAACAAACACAAACCAAGCAAACAAAGACAGAAACAAGGUACAGAUCAACAGCAACAUUACAUUACUUCAAGUCGCAUUGGGGACCACCGACCCGACCGAUGUUUGCGUUUGUUAGUUGUUUGUUUAUGUGUACAACAUACAUAUAUUUUAUAUAUAGCGAUGUAGCGACAUGGCGAUGUAUUGAUACGAUAAUUUUUAUUUUAUUAUUUCUAUUAUGGUAAUUGUUAUCGAAAUUGUAUUUGUGAUUUUUGAAUAUGUUUAGACUGAUGUGCAAAAUUGAUUCUGUUUAUUGAUUACGAUUAAAAUACACAUAAAUUACUAUGGACUAAUUAUUAGCAAUCUCUGUCUCCUUCGUUCGUUGAUGCUAAAUGCUGAAUUCUAAAAUUUAUUCGUUCAGGAUUAGUUAACACGACAGCUGAAGCUGAAGCUGAAGCUGAAGGAUCAAAAUUCGAACUAGCAAAAGAGAUUUUAUUUGAUUACACUUAUCGAAAUUGUUGCAUCCUCCCAUGUUUGGUUUCUAGUUAAAUUGUUUCCACCGGACAACAAAAUAAAACAAAACAAAAACAAAAAAACAAUUACUUACAAUUUAGUGAAGAAAAUUCGAAUUACAAUAAUAAUUUUUAAGCAAUUUUGCGGCGAUUAAAAAGACUUUUUCGAUGCGUGGAAUAUACUAAAAGAAAAGAAAGAAAAAAAAAUGGAUUUAAUUAUAUUACAAUUAUGCUUAAAGUAAAGUAUAAUUUUAAUUUAUUAGCUGUUAAAUUUAUACGCAAAACAAAAACUAAAAAACGAGAACAGAACAAAAAAGAAUCACAAGAAAAGAAAACAUCAAAAAUAAACUGAUUUUCACUGUUAAAAUUACAAAUUAUAUUAAUUUUAUUCUAAUUUAGUUCGUAGGCUGGGCAGUAUAAACAAAAGCAUCACUGAGACACACUGAGAACAUUUAGUUGCAUUCACGAAACAAUAAUUCACGAAAGAGCCUCUCAGACGAGCGAAAUGGUGUCAAAACCGAAGGUGAAAGCGAAAGCGAAAGCAUCAGUUUGCUAGUUGGCAAAAUGUGUCAAAUUUUAUUCUAUAUACAUUAAUUAUUUCGUAAGACAGUUAUCGAAACAUAAAAGUAACAACCAACAUAUCCACUGCAAGAAAACCAAUCUAAUCACAACUUAUAUUAACCAACACAAGAUACAAAAGUAACGAAAUAUUAACCCUAAAAUUCAUACAUAUAAGACAAACAUAUCCCAUAGAACGCAAUGCAUUAAUCUAAACUAUAUAAUUUAUAUCAAAAUUAACACAAUUUCGUGGUCUGUUUUUUGACUUGGAAAUUAACCGACAAAGUGAGGUGGUUGCAAAGUGAUUUUUUUGUGCAACACCCAUUGUCACGGUUCGAAAAUGAUCUAAUUUUAUCAGUCACUAGAUUAGCAUCUUCCGCUCAUACAAAAGUUUAAAAAAAAAGACAUACUUAUGAAAGAACAAAACUUGAUUACAGGAAAUUGUUAAUAGCAUAAAGAGUAAUACUAUAAAUUAACGUAUAAACGACAGGACGUGCCUGGUCCCAAGGGAUAAGCUAUGAACUAUUCUAUGAAGGAUCAGGCGACUGGCGGGAGAGGCGUUUAAACGAUAUCAUGAGGCGAAACUAUUUCGUGAUUUUAAUGACAAAUAUAUUUCGCUGAUGACAAAAACAAUUUGAAGCAAUCAUUUUGAAAUCAAGAACCGCGGUUCUCAACUUAAAACAAAUCGGAAAUGAAUAUGAAAACAAAGAGAAACUGAUCGGGAGGAGGGAGAAGUAAAUCCAUAUAUCUAUACAUAAAUGAAUGAUAUAUCUAUAUAUAAAUAUACAUAAAUUAAAUAUAUAAUUAUUAUGUACACUUGUAUUUAAAUGUAUUCGAAAUAUUUAGUAAAUUUUUUGCGCAAGUUACACAGACGAGAACACUAAAAGAUAAAAAAAACAAAGAUAAAAAAUAUUUAAAAAAGACGAGGGCGACUACGGAGAUAGACGGGUCAACAGCGGGUAACUGGGAUUAAUUGUAAAAUAAAAAGUAAUGAAAGGGAUAAUUAAAUUAUGUGUAUGUGUGUAUAAGAGAAAUAGCUCAAAAAUUUCACAAAACAAUUUUACUUAAUAUGCGUGUGUAAUUAAUGUAAUUUAAUAACGACAUUUUGUUGAAAACUUGUAAAUUUGCAAAGGAAAAAUACGUGUAAGAAAAGCAAUUUUAAUGGUGCCUUAAAAACCAAACCAAACCAAGCAAAUUUCUUCAAGCCUGCCUUGCCUGCCCCCCCAAACGAACCACCAUUCCCAACUGGAUGGCAUGUGAGUUUUCUACUCCUUUUAAACCCUGCUCUUUUCAAUACUUCCCACGGACACUGGUGCUCGACCCGGUCCCUCGGUCGGUCCUCGAUCAGAUCGAGCCUGACUGGGGGCGCGAUGCCGGCACCGCUUAGUUAAUAUGCGUGUUAUAUCAUUUCGACAUAAGAACUUAUCCCUUUUAGCGAAACACGGUGACCCACAAUUGCUCAAAGCUAUCCGAGUCUGUGCAAAGAGUUGCCCGUUACAUUUGCGAAUUCGAUUCGACAGCCUAACUUACAAUUAGCUGCAAAAACACGUAGUGGAUGUGACACUGAGAUCCAAAAUGAACAACUAGCCCGAACAAAAAAAGCAAAAAAAAAUCAACAAAAAAAAUGAAUGGAUACCCAAAAAAACACAAGCAAAAAUAUUAUCAAAUUAUAUACAUAUACAGCAAAACAAACACAUUAAUGUUUCUCUCAGUGUAAUUACAAAUCACUUGAAUGUAUUUGCUCACAUUUUUACAAUACAUGUCGAAGAACUCUACACAAUAAGCAACAAAUGUAAAAGCAUUUAAGGCACUUGACCGAUCGUUCGAUAUAUUGAGGAAGGAUGAAGGGUAUUGACGAUCGGAUGGAUGGAUGGAUGGUCGGACUUUGGAUGCAAGAUAAUUGUUAAAGAAAUCCACUGUAGGAAUGGGUUCGAAAAACCAGACAGUAUAAUAUAAAAGGAAAACAAAAAUUAAAUAUUUAUAUACAUAUGAAAGGCAAAAGCAAAAGCAAAAAGCAAAACAGAAACAGAAACUAUAUUUAAGGUAUUUUAGAUAUUCUUAUUUAAUAUCCAGAAAACAAGACGAGAAAUUAUACGAGCAGAGUUUUAAUUUAGGCACAGAGUAGGGAGAGAGAUGUGGGUAGAUCGGGUCUAACUAAUGAACAAAUAUAUGUGUAUUAACUAACUAAAUAUCAGUGUUAGAAUUGUUAAGCAAAUAGGAUCAGGAUCAGACCAGGUGGCGGCGGUUUUACUCUGCCGAUCCAUCCUGGCGGCGAGUGCGGGCGAUCCUGUUUUUUGAUUCUGUUACAUACGAGUAUCCGUAUCCCUUUGUUUGUGAAAACAUUAUGGAAUGAGUAUUAGCGCAAGAAAGCAGAAGCAGUUGAAGGCAUAACUACGUGUAUUCCAAUUCAUCAAAGCAAUUGAAGAAUUAAUAGAACACCUAGGCGGGACGAGCUACCUUGUCCCCCCUAGCCACUAGAAAUAUACGAAACAUCUAAGGUUUCCCAGCAUAACAAAGCGAAUCAAAGCAAAACCAAAUAUCGAUCAUAUUAUCUUACGUAGAGGAUAACACAAGCAACUUAACUACUAGCAUAUGGUACACACAUACAAUGCAUACAUUAGCCGACAGCAACGGAACCCCAUAGCUUGGUUAGACAAUAUAUGGCAUUGGAUAUGGACAGUGGUCAGUGGACAGUGGACAGUGGACAGGGGACUGUAGACUGUGGGCAUUGGGACGUAAGGCGUAAGGAUAAUGGCGCAUAACUUAAUAACUUAAUUAAGGGAUGUUUUCACCGAAAUUAGCGUAUGUAUAUGUGUGUGUGUUUGUAUACGUGUAGGCAUUAAGUUGGAGGAUCUCUUCUAAUUGUAAGCCCAAGAGGACAGCAGGACAGCAGAACAGCACAUCCGGAAGCACUGCAUCUCCGGGCCAAUCAGCCCGGGGACGGAAAUAAUAACCGACGGCAAACUAGUUGCCUAGCAUGUAGGACUCUCUCUUACUCUCAUCUUAAAAGAAGACGAAAAGAAUGAAUAUGCAGCAUAAAAUUGAUAAAACUGAACAAUUGGGAUCAACUUAUAUUUUAAAUAUAAGAUUAAAUUGUAAAACAAGACCUAAGCAAACUUUUUAAUUAAGCCCCGGGGAAGUUUGUAGAGGAAGCUACUUCUAAAUCUAAAGAGCGUCUAAAAGAAAAAAAAACGA